AUGGAAGAACCUGUACAACUGAAUGAUCAAUUCGAAUCUAAUGAUUCGCUGCCUUAUAACAAGGGUUACUAUCAAAAGACUCCACCGGUUGGAAUUUCCUUAACUCAGGAUAUGUAUUCCAAACGAUACUCUUCAUCAUCUUAUGCAUCGUCUGUUUCCGACUUUGCAUUGACUCAUUCGCCAACGGAGACUUCCCAUCGGGAAUCCAUGGCUGCCCAGAGGCAAAUCAAGGACCUCGAGAAAAAGUUGAAUGAUACUUUGUUAGAGCUGGAAAGAACGAAAAAGGAAAAUCGAGAGUCGAUAGAAUUGAAUAAGACUCAUGUGAGGAGAAUUAAACAGUUGGAGCAGGACUCGGAACAACUAAAGAUUGUCAAUAAGUCGUUAUCAAACGAUAUGGAAAUUUAUCAAAAAAAAUUGGUUGACAAAGAAAAUGAGUAUAAGCAAUUGGAAACGAUGUACUAUGAAGAAAAGAAACGGAAUGAAAGUCGUUCAAAAUCGAUUUCAUCUGACGAUGAGGUGAAGACGGCUGGAGAAGCUGUAUAUAAAGAAAGCGAUCAUACCUUGAUUGAAAAACUUCAAGACGAAAUCAAGACGCUCAGAGGUGAUAACGAAUCAAUGACUCUAUACAUUCAAAAAAUGCUGAAUCGUAUAAUGGAAGUAGAUGGUUUUGAGGAAACAUUGGCCACAAACUGGACCUCAACUUCGCAAGAAAAGUCUUCAAAGUCCACAAAAUCAGAGAAGCCUGCACGUCCAAACUCCCUAAAGUCCGACUUUAAAUUUCCACGUUCACCAACAUCCGCAAAAACUUCAUUCGCCACGCUAAAGGAAGAGGAGACAACAAAAUCCGACGAUGACGAAUCCAAGAAUAAUCCACAGCAACGGUCAUCACGGCCGCUUACUACGUUUGAAUCCUUAAAUGGUGACAAUGCAAGCAGAACAUCUCCACCAAACAGAACACGUACUGGUAGUAACUCGGCGGAUGGAGCGUUGGUACAAGAGAGUCCUCGCUACGUGAACCUGCCAAAGCGAUCGUCUACCAUGAAUGUUGUUCCCACAGGAACUGCAAAUACUACAAAUAGUGCGGCCAGCAGUAAGAGAAUUAGUGGAUUCUUUAAAUGGAGUGUUGCAGCGGUAGCGACCGCUACCAUGAGAAAUGCUGCUGAAGCUGCAAAGAAGGAAGAUCCAUAUAUGAAACCUAUUCUAUUGGUUCAGGCUAAAGAUAAGGCUAAGGAUUAG
Acaulospora morrowiae is the source of this 1236-nucleotide messenger RNA. The record is from the annotation of a GenBank genome assembly. NCBI's taxonomy places the organism in Eukaryota, Fungi, Glomeromycota, Glomeromycetes, Diversisporales, Acaulosporaceae.